AUGAAGAAUUUCUCAUUUCCUAUGCAGGAUAACACACAUCAGACCGAGAGUCCUCCUCCUCACAGAUUCCUGAGUUUGACAAAUCAGUCAGAUCCUAUUGGAAGACCAGAAAGAGAUGAGCAAUUAGCUCAAGUAGAGAUUGCUGUACUGGGGGUCAUAUUUCUGACAGCGUCUGUGGGCAAUUUCAUUCUCAUACUGGUGCUGUGGCGAAGAAGAAAGAAGCUGUCUAGGAUGUAUGUGUUCAUGCUUCACCUCAGCAUUGCUGACUUAGUGGUAGCCUUUUUUCAAGUGCUGCCUCAACUCAUAUGGGAUAUUACAGACGUUUUCAUAGGGCCAGAUCUCUUGUGCAGAAUUAUCAAGUAUCUACAAUUACUGGGCAUGUUUGCCUCUACUUAUAUGAUAGUGGUUAUGACAGUGGACAGAUAUCAAGCAGUUUGCUACCCUAUGGUCACUUUCCAAAAGAAGAGAGCUCUCUGGAACAUCCCCAUUUGCACCAGCUGGUCUAUAGCACUGAUUCUUAGCCUACCGCAGGUAUUUAUCUUUUCUAAGACUGAAAUAUCUCCAGGUGUCUUUGAAUGUUGGGGUGAAUUUAUUCAGCCUUGGGGCCCAAGGGCAUAUGUGACUUGGAUUUUUGUAGUUAUAUUCUUCAUUCCCUCAGCAAUCCUUAUCACAUGCCAGGUCAAGAUUUGCAAAAUAAUCAGAAGAAAUAUAAACGUGAAAAAACAGAAUGAAUGUGAAGCAACAAAUCAGAAUCAAGUCCUGCCAUCCCGAGCAAGCAGUGUGAACUGUAUUUCAAAGGCUAUGAUCAAGACAGUAAAAAUGACAGUGGUGACAGUUGUUGCAUAUGUCCUCUGUUGGUCACCUUUCUUCAUUGCACAGCUGUGGUCCGUGUGGUUCCCCAGCAUCCUGACCGAAGGUUCGGCAUUCACCAUUAUAAUGCUCCUUGGCAAUCUAAAUAGUUGUACCAAUCCAUGGAUUUACAUGUAUUUCUGUGGCCAGAUUCCACAUUGCACAAAGAAGCAUCUGGAGAAUACCUCAGCUCAAGAGGAAUCCGUGUUCACAGGGAGCAUUCAUCUCGUAGAUAGAGACCCUGAGGAAAACAGUACUUCUGCAUAA
Molecule: messenger RNA, 1116 nt
Organism: Cinclus cinclus
Lineage: Eukaryota; Metazoa; Chordata; Aves; Passeriformes; Cinclidae
Product: arg8-vasotocin receptor-like
Exons: 2
Coding region: 1-1116 (371 amino acids)
Biological process (GO): regulation of systemic arterial blood pressure by vasopressin; positive regulation of vasoconstriction; G protein-coupled receptor signaling pathway
Cellular component (GO): membrane
Molecular function (GO): peptide binding; vasopressin receptor activity
Source: RefSeq, a predicted model, not a curated record